AAGUUGAAUAUAUAUACUGAUCUAUAUACAAGAUAUUCAAAAAUAAGCACAUUUCAAAGAGUAAACGCAAGAAAGAUUGCUCAGAGUUAUUAACAAAGAAGAUGUUUGGCAACAAGGAAUCGGAAUACUUUGUUCCGGUGAAGAAUGAAGCUUCGCCAGUGAUAUCAACUUCAAAAAAGAAAGCUCCACCGGUGAAAUCUCCACAUAACUGUGAGGCCAUUCUCAGAGACGCAGAUCCUCCGGUCUCUGUUUCUUCUGUUAAUCUCUUUGAACAGCUAAGGUCUGGUGUUUUCUUGAAGCCCACGAAACAGAUCAAAUAUUGGGUGGACGAAAGAAACAGCAACUGCUUCAUGCUCUUUGCAAAGAACCUCUCUAUAACUUGGUCUGAUGACCCCAACUAUUGGACUUGGUUUACCGACAGAGAGUCACCAAACGAGACAGCUGUGGAAGCUGCGGAAUUGGAAAAUGUUUGUUGGCUCGACAUCGUGGGAAAAUUCGACACGAGGAACCUCACUCCAGGGAUUGUUUACGAGGUGGUCUUUAAGGUGAAGCUAGAGGAUCCUGCCUAUGGAUGGGACAUGCCAGUGAACCUAAAGCUAGUCUUGCCUUACGGUAAGGAGAAACCACAGGAGCAAAAGGUGAGUUUGAGGGAACUUCCAAGGUAUAAAUGGGUCGAUAUCAGAGUCGGAGAGUUUGUAACUGGGAAAUCCGCAGCCGGAGAGAUCACUUUCUCUAUGUAUGAGCAUGAAGCUGGCGUUUGGAAGAAAGGACUAUUCCUCAAAGGUGUUACAAUUCGUCCUAAACAUUAAUAAUUAAUAUGGCAUAUAAAGAAAACAUAAAAUUCCAUAUACACCAGUGGACAUUCUAUGUAUAUAUAUCAUUCACAUCAUGUCAUGUGUGUGUUUGUAUGAUAAGACACUAGUCUGAAUAACCACUUUGCUAUUGAUGUUGAAUAUAUGAAAAGCAAAACCGAGAGUUUGUAACGUUUUAAGUCUAAAUUCGAGUUUUAUGAUUUGAGUGUCCGUAAGUAA
This is a messenger RNA of Camelina sativa (false flax), 1031 nucleotides long. Its product is annotated as protein PHLOEM PROTEIN 2-LIKE A1. The record is from RefSeq and is a predicted model, not a curated record. Gene Ontology annotation, molecular function: carbohydrate binding. Lineage: Eukaryota; Viridiplantae; Streptophyta; Magnoliopsida; Brassicales; Brassicaceae.